Messenger RNA from Nerophis lumbriciformis (worm pipefish), 9260 nucleotides. RefSeq names its product helicase with zinc finger (gene helz). Gene Ontology annotation, biological process: regulatory ncRNA-mediated post-transcriptional gene silencing. The record is from RefSeq and is a predicted model, not a curated record. Gene Ontology annotation, molecular function: metal ion binding; helicase activity. Gene Ontology annotation, cellular component: cytosol; P granule. NCBI's taxonomy places the organism in Eukaryota, Metazoa, Chordata, Actinopteri, Syngnathiformes, Syngnathidae.
UGACUCUUUAUUUUUUAUUUUUUUUAAAACAACUGAAUGUCACGCGCGCACGUACACGCGCUGCCUUCAACCUUCAGAUAGCCACGUCCCGUGAGCCUUUGCGCGGGUCUGACAAGUGGAUCCAAGAUGGCGUAGAAAGUACAGCUCGAAGUUUUGUUCCUGAGUCAUGGCAGACAGGAGAGCGGAAAAAUCAUGUGAAGAAGCCAGCAGAUCGUUAGUCAGGCGGGAGUAUGAGGCGGUAGUCAGCCAUAGCACUGACACCUUGGGGGUCCUUGCUCCCCAAGGCCUGUCCACUGGCGCUCCUGCCCCGCCGAGCCCGCCAUCCGGAAACCUCCGCAGUCGCGCCCUGCUUUACCGCAUCGCUGCCUUUCUUCAGCUGAAAAAAUAUGAUGAUGCAGAUCAAGACUGCAAAUAUGUGCUGGCAGACGAUCGGGCAAGGGGAGACGGUUCGCUUCAGGCCAGCUUGCGCUCUAUGCAGUUGGAUGGCAGCCUGCAGGAGGUGGCCGGCAUCCUCUCUAAAACCUUGUUUGGAGAGCCAAUGAACGGCAUUGUUGCAAAAGACAUAUCCAGAUUAAAAAUACUCUUUUUGGAAAUAGAGGCAAUAAAGAAGAGAGAAAUGGCACCAGAAUAUACAGAUGACCACGAGGAGGAGGUGCAAGAUGGCUGGCAGUUCCGACCUCCUCCACGAGGAGUCACCAGCAGUGAGGAGUACACCCUCUGUAAAAGGUACUUGGAGCAGGGCUUGUGUAGGUAUGGGGCCCAGUGCACGUCGGCCCACUCGCAGGAAGAGCUGCUGGAAUGGCAGAAACGCUACGCUUCACGCCUCAUCCGUCUCAAGCAGCAGCAGGAGAGCAAACACUUCACCGAAAACUACAUGGAGACAUUGAUAGAGAAGUGGAUGAACUCUCUCUCCCCAGAGAAAGUGCUAAGUGACUUUUUAGAAGGAGUGAAUGUUGAAACCAACUCAAGCCUCUCUGUUACCGUCACCACCAAAAAGUCCUCCCACUCUUGGACCUUUUCAUUGCUCUGCAAGCCUCCUAGAAAGCUAUAUCGCAUAGCCCUGCUCUACGAUGCCCACAGACCACACUUCUCCAUCACUGGGGUCUCUGCUGGCGAGCAACUCCAAAUCGUGCCUGCAUGCUGUCAAGAGUGGACUCCACAGAAAGACACAGCAGUGGCAUCAGACAAUGGCAUGGACCAUUAUGUCUACCAGGUCGCUGUGGACUUCACCACAGAGAUCUUUGGCACCUUCAGACAGACAAUAGUUUUUGACUUUGGCUCAGAACCAGUGCUUAUGCAGCGGAUCAUGGUGGAUGCUGCGUCUAUUGAAGACCUAGAACAUCUUAAUGCAGCCAGACAGCAGCUCUUGAUGACUACAAAACGCUGGGACUCCUCCUGUAAGACGAUAGUUGAAUUCACGCCCAACGAGACAAUGUCUGAUCUGGAGCGCAGCCUACUUUCUCGCUAUCAAAUCCCUCUGUCGGCGGACCAGCUCUUCACCCAGUCGGUGUUGGACAAGACUCUGACCAAAGAAAACUACCAGUCCCGGAUGCAUGAUCUCCUCUACAUAGAGGAGAUUGCACAAUUCAAGGAAGUUAGCAAGUUUAACAUCAAAGUGAACCUGCAGCUUGUAAACAGCUUUAUGCUGACCGGCAUUUCUGUGGGAGCCAAGUAUGCCCAGAAUGGACAACUCUUUGCACGUUUUAAACUCACUAAAACACUGUCUGAGGAAACACUGGCGGGGCGACUUGUGAUGACCAAGGUGCAUUCGGUCCUCUUCCUGCCUUUGGGCUGGGAGGGCCACAGCAGCCAUCCACCUCCAGGGGUCAAAGAGCGUGUCUAUGAGGCUGUGAUUGAAGAAAAGACCAAGGAUUACAUCUUCCUAAGGAUCUGCAAAGACUGCUGUGAUGAACUUGGACUACAACCAGACAGGAAAAUCCAGGUGGAGCUCCAGUUCCAGCUGAAUAGGCUGCCACUGUGUGAGAUGCAUUAUGCCUUGGAUCGCAUCAAAGAUGGCAAAGACAAUGGCAUCCUUUUCCCCGAUGUUUGCCUUGUGCCAACAAUCCCCUGGAGCCCCAACAGGCAAUGGGAUGAACAGCUGGAUCCUCGUCUAAAUGCCAAACAGAAAGAGGCCAUCCUCGCUAUUACGACUCCUGUAUCGAUCCCCCUGCCCCCAGUCCUCAUCAUUGGACCCUACGGCACUGGCAAGACAUUCACCCUGGCACAGGCUGUUAAGCACAUCCUCCGCCAGGACAGCAGCAGGGUUUUGAUCUGCACCCACUCCAACAGUGCAGCUGACCUUUACAUUAAGGACUACCUUCAUCCUUAUGUUGAUGCAGGCAAUCCACAUGCCAGACCUCUCAGGGUAUAUUUUAUAAACCGCUGGGUGAAGACGGUCCACAAAGUGGUCCAGCAGUACUGUCUCAUCUCCAGCACACAACUCAAUUUUCAAAUGCCCACAAAGGACGACAUCCUCAGGCAUCGUGUGGUUGUGGUCACCCUCAGCACUUCCCAGUACCUCUGCCAACUUGACUUGGAACCCGGCCUGUUCACUCAUAUCUUGUUGGAUGAAGCUGCUCAGGCCAUGGAGUGUGAGACUAUCAUGCCAUUUGCCUUAGCUAGCAAUACCACCCGCAUUGUGUUGGCUGGAGACCACAUGCAGCUCAGUCCAUUUGUGUACAGCGAGUUUGCCCGGGAGCGAAACCUGCACGUGUCCUUGUUGGACCGACUGUACGAGCACUACUCUUCUGAAUUCCCUUGCCGCAUCCUUCUGUGCGAGAACUACCGCUCGCAUGAAGCAAUUAUCAACUACACGUCAGAGUUGUUUUAUGAUGGUAAGCUGAUGGCAAGUGGAAAGCAGCCUUCUCAUAAGGACUUCUACCCUCUAACCUUCUUCACCGCACGAGGAGAAGAUGUCCAGGAGAAGAACAGCACUGCCUACUACAACAACGCUGAGGUGUUUGAGAUUGUGGAGCGAGUAGAGGAGUUGCGCAAGAAAUGGCCGGUAGCUUGGGGCAAGCUGGACGAGGGUAGCAUCGGAGUGGUCUCGCCAUAUUCUGACCAGGUCUUUCGCAUUCGUGCUGAGCUCAGAAAGAAGAGAAUGCAUGAGGUCAGCGUGGAGAGAGUACUCAAUGUCCAGGGUAAGCAGUUCAGGGUGCUGUUUCUGAGCACGGUGCGGACGCGGCAUACUUGCAAGCACAAGCAGACGGCCAUCAAGAGGAAAGAGCAGCUAGUGGAGGACUCCACGGAGGACCUGGACUAUGGAUUUUUGUCCAACUACAAGCUGCUUAACACAGCCAUCACAAGAGCUCAGUCGCUGGUUGCGGUGGUGGGAGACCCAAUUGCACUGUGCUCUGUGGGACGCUGCAGAAAGUUCUGGGAGCAUUUUGUGUCCAUCUGUCAUGAAAACGAAAGCCUCCAUGGCAUCACCUUCGAGCAGAUUAAGGCUCAGCUCGAAGCCCUGGAGCUAAAGAAGACCUAUGUUCUCAACCCUCUGGCGCCAGAAUUUAUCCCUCGUGCCCUCAGGCUACUGCAAGGCCACCAGUCUUCUUCACAAGCACUGCAUCCCCACCACCAUCAUCCUCAUCCUCAACAUGUGCAGGCCACCUCCGCAAAGCAGGCACAGCAGCAACAGUCACCUCCUAAGGGCAAACAUGCGAACCAAACAGAACACCUUCCACCUGAAGGAUAUGUCCAGCCCAGCCCAGCUGUUCUAAUGGGAAACCCAAUCCAGGCAUUUACACCACCCAUGGGUGGUGCCUCAGCUGGCAUUGGCAAGUCACCCAGUCCUGUUCAAAGGAUAGACCCUCACACAGGCGCCAGCAUCCUUUACGUUCCGGCGGUAUAUGGUGGAAAUAUGGUCAUGCCCAUGCCGCUGCCUUUGCCUUGGCCAGGUUACCAGAACCGCUUUGCUGUUGACCCACGUAUCAUGAACCACCAGGCAGCCAUGGCCUACAACUUCAACCUUUUGCAGGCCCAGAACCGAGGCUCCCCAAUUCCUUGCAGUGGAGUGGCACAACCAUCUUCCCUCGGAGUGGGCCAACCAAGCCCCGACACCGAUCUACAAUCAGACGCAAUCAGAAACGGCAAAUUAGAAGGAUGUCCCAAACCAGAGCCAAGUUGUCUUCACACACCAGAGAGAAAAAUCACAGAAAUAAAGGAUAAACAGGGGGAUUUUGACUCAGCUCAAAGUCGAACUCCGGAAUCACAGACUGAUGGGAUAGCUGGUUUUCCCAACGCACUGCUCCACCGAAAAGAUCCGCCCGCCGCCCAGAGAGCCCUCAACUACCACCUGGCACCACCCAAUCCCGCUUUCCCCGCGCAUCCUGUCAGCGGAAGAGCUCUCCCCCCUCAGUGUCCAGUCUCAAGGCUGCCUUAUCGGGUCAACCAGCCUCAACAUCCAGGGAUGGUCCAGCAGAACCAACAGCUUAGUCCUGCCUUCCAAGGUGGAGGCCACAACGCAUCCUUCUUCAGCGGUCAAAUUGCCCCUCAUAGAGCUGUCCAGUCGCCUACUUUAGAUGGGGCGGAGUCUGGAGGAGUAGAAGAAAUGGGUAACUCCAUCAGGACUCCAAUGGGCCAUGUUGGUGGACACCACCCGAAUCUGUCACAGCACAACAACAGAGUCAACAGCUUUGGGGAGGAUGGACAAGACGGAAUUAUGGGAGAUGGUCUUGACCUUCGGGGCCCCUUGGCUCUCGAGGUCCUGAACCAACAGCAGCAGCAGGCCACCAGGCUCGGGCAGUGGAGUGAAGCAGCAGGCCCUUUCCUGCAGGGUGGCGUCGCCUUCCCAAUGCCCCAGCAAAUCCCUCACCUUGCUCAGCCGGGCAUGACUCGCUUUUCCCAUCAGAUGCUCCGCGCAGCCAACUGGGGUCUGAGUGCCAACGUGGAUGAUGAAGCUGGUACUGUUGCGUCCACUGGACCACCUUUCAACAGAUACACGGGCCUCCUGAGAGAGAUCCCUUUACAGGAGCCGCCUGAAGCAAGUGAAAUUCAACCCCCUCCUCAAUCUCGCCUCCUUCAGUAUCGCCAGUCCCGUCCCUCGGGUGACCCUUCAUCUCCGUUAGCUGCCGCUUCAAAUCACGCAGGUCCGUUUCCAUCUGGGCCUUACUCGCACGAAAGCAGCCGCGAUCAUCUGAACAACAACCUUGUCAACGCCGCAGCUCUGCAGCAGCAACCUGUUGGAAACCCCCUUUAUAAUAGCAGUUGCUACCCACAUCAGACACAAGCCCACCCUGUCAGCCCCCCUGCAUCCCAGGUCAAAUACCUCCUGCAGGAGGCCCAGUGGUCUCAGACAGGAGGUUCAUCUGUGAGCCCGCCUCAGCAGAACCACCUUGUAGGCAACCAGGGACAUGGCCUUCCAUAUGGACUGCCCAUCAUUGCUCAACCCAGCAGGCAGGAGCAAGUUCAUUUGAUGCAGCUUCAUCACCACCACCAGCAGCAGCACCAACAUCAUCAUCAUCAUCAUCAUCAACAACAACAACAACAACAGCAGCAGCAGCAGCACCACCAUCAGCAGCAACAAACGCAGCAGCAGCAGCAGCAGCAACAACCUCAGCAAAGUCAAGACCAGGAGUCCUACCACUCACUGUCCCCUAGAUCAUCCGCAACCACUGCUCUGCACAGUGUAGACGAGUAUGAACCCAGAGGUCCAGGCCGGCCCCUCUACCAACGUCGCAUUUCCUCCAGCUACCCAGAUGACCCCUCCCCUGCCAAUGCCCACAAUGCCAUGUCCCAGCAGCCCCAGGAACACCCCCAUCCGCACAUGCAGCCGCAGCACCCGCAUGCUCCCUAUGGUUACCCCUCACAUGAGGUCUGGCCCAGUAACGGCGGUGGUCCCGGUCAGUUCCAGAACAUUCCGUGUAACGGAGGGGGGACCCUCGCUCAUCAUCGAGAGCUUUUAGCAGCUUCCAAGGCCUUGCGUCAGAUAGAAGAGCAGGUGAAGGCGGAAUCCACAGCAACACAGCAGCCACACCCACACCCACACGCUCUCAGCUCCCUUCAGAACCCUGGACAGUUCCCUCCCCUCAUGCCCAAUAAUAACAAGCAGCAGCCACAGCAGGCUGCCACGGAGCCUGUUCAAGCAGCCCCGAAUUUAAACAAAGCCCCCACCAUGUCCUAUGCCAGUGCCCUACGUGCCCCGCCCAAAACUCGAGCCAUUCGCCCUGAGCAGGCCAAAAAGAACAGCGACCCACUCUCGCUCCUGCAGGAGCUCAGUAUAGGAAGUUCAGAUGGUAGCAAUGGCUAUUAUUCCUACUUCAAAUGAGUGUCAUCCCUACCACGUAUUAUUUACAUCUUAAAACAUACUACAAAUACCAAAAAAAAAAAAAAAAAAAAGGAAAAUCCUUCUAAAAAAUAAAAAAAAAAAUAGUGCAAAGUUUCUAUCAGUAGGUUUGUUUUCUGCGUUUUGUUCCAUUUUAACCUUUUUAUUUGUAACCGUUAUCUCCUGUUUCACAUAUCUGUGAAGAAAAAAAGUAUAUAUAAUGAAUGCAUUACUGGUAUAUAUACAUAGUCAUUAUGUAUAUAUGAACAUAUAUACUUAUAUUAUCUACACUUGUAUAUGUACGUAAUGCUUAAAAAAAGUUAUCAAAAAAAUAUAAAGAGAGACUCUGUUGGCCACUUAGCUUCCCUGCAUUUUUACUUCCAAGAUUGAAGUCGGUUUUGAUGGUUACUAAACAAUCGUGUUGGCUUUUCUGUCAAGAGCGUUUUCCUCACUUCAAAGUCUGGCUUUUCAUACGGCCCCAGUUGUUGUAAUGGCCCUAAGCUAAGUGGUCAGCUGACACAAAAUCUACAUGGAGAAGUGUAUAGAAGUAGUUUCCUUUUAAUCUGUACAUAUAAAGAAAAUAAAUGACUGAAUUGUAUGCCACAGACAAUUCCUUUUAAGUUAUUGUAGACCAUCACGUUUUUAACAAGUUGGACACGCUGGACAGCCCAUUCGCCCUAAUCGGAUUGCCUGAAACAUUAUCCGUUUGUGUAAGAAUUGUUCAUUAUUAGCUCCUUUUGGAUAUCCCAGUUAUUUUUAAUCAUCAGCUAAAAAAAAGAUCAUGUGCAAAUGUUUUUUACCCAGCCAUUGUCAUUGUUUUCUGUAUUAAUAGUACCCACAAAGGUGCCCCCCUGUAUUUUAUCGGAUUCUACAGUUUUAUCCGGACUUAACAAACCCUUCAGGGAGGUGGUCAGGAUGACUUCUAAAGGGGAUAUGACAUGUGCAAUGGGCAGCAGGACAAGGAGGUGCGGGGCUUUUGGAUGGUUUGUGAAAGUGAGCGGAGGGGUGACGGUGUGGCGUUGGAGGCCACUUUGAAACACUGCCAGACAAAUAUUUAGUUUUGAUUUGGAGGAGACCAGACAAGCCCUGGGAAUUUGCGAAGUGAAACGUUUGUGGCUUUAAUGGAAGAUCUAGCGGGCGAGAUGUGUGAUUAGUGCUCCUGGUUGUUGUUUUCCCGACGAGACAAUCUGCCGACAAUGUGCAUAUGAUAUCCUUGAGCUUUUAGAACAUCUGCAUUCUUACAAAAUUAAUAGUAAUGCAUUCAUCUGUUUUAGUAUGUUUGAAUUGGUUCAUAAAUAGUUUUUUUUCCCCAUUUGGUUCUAUUCUUCCCCUUCCUUUUUGCUUGUCUUUGCAGCUAAAUGACUUUUACCGCUUUUCUAUAAAUGGUCGACAGUUGGAUGAUGUUCAUAUGGCCCCAUUCGUUGAGGUUUACCAGACACAUGAAACGUGACAAAUUGGGGGGGGAGUGUUUGCACUAUACACUUUAGCCACCAGAUAGCAGUAGAGUGUCGAAUAUCUUAAAAUUCCGACUUUGACCACAGCGCCAGUUGGUAUGUCGAGUGGCGCUUUACAUCAUUUUCAGCAGACUGCAUUGAAAAUCCACCCAAGAAUGGGGUCAUAUGAAUCCCUUCCUUACUGUACAUAUGAAGAAGAAAAAAGAUACUAUCUUUUUAGGUUUGAAGGAGCACUCCCGUGGUACUUUAAUGUCCCUUGCCUGUCCGGCCCAAACUAGUGACGUCAUCCCACUGUGCCAUGAUUUUCACACAGCAGUACAACUUCUUAAAAUGUGAAAAAGUGACCUGCUUAACCCGUGGUUUCAGUUACAUUGUAAUUUAGAGGUCCAGAUUUUUUUCAUUUUUUUAUUUUUUUGUCACUGAGCAGUAUAGCGCUGAUUAACAUACGAUGUAAAUAUGCAUUUUUUUAGGUAUUUACAAACCCUGAAUUUAGGGAGCGCUUCAUUUUUUUGUAGAUGCCGUUCAAACAAAGAGGUUUGUCCUUUUAAUGCAAAUUCACACAAAAAAAUGGAGUCUGGAUAUAGACGUCAAACUCAAUGUUCUUGCUGGCAUACGGCUGAUACGAGAACUUGUUGGUUGCACAACUUUUUUUUUUUUUUUCCACUGUACAAUACUUUUGUGCCACAUUACAGCUAAAAUACUACAAUCAACAUGAAUAUUAUUUCUUUUUAUUGCAUGAUCCUUUUUUUUUUCUUUUUUUUUUUUUUCCAAUCCCUGUUUUUAUUUUAUAUCAAUUUUGGGUGGAAAAAAACCGGACUUUUAUUCAACUCUCUUACACAUUCAAAAUCUUUCGGUGUAUUUGUUGUGUAUGAUGUGACAUUAUAAACCAGCUAUUCUAUUUUUUACUAAACAUGUCAUGCGAAAUGUAACGGUCAUGUAUGUUUUGUGUGUUCAUCCAAGCAUGGCUCAAGCUGAGGUUGCUCCCUUUAGUGUGUCUGAUGAAGCCUCGUGAACGCUCGCUGGCUAAAACUUGUGCAAUACUAAUAUUUCACUGCUUCUCCAGCUCCACUUUAUUUGAACUCUUAAGACGGAAGACAUUGAGCCAAAGACUAUUAAAGAGAUGGGUAUUUUUUGUUCUGUUUUUAUUUUGCUGAUUCCCUCACUUGUUUUUUAGGUUGACUGAUGAAUUUUGCUUGGCCACCCUUUUUGUCGGGACAACAUUUGGUUGCCUUUUGAAGAACACAAUGCGAGCGAGUUGUGAGUGACACACGAGGGGAGCAACAAUUGGCCCAGCCGGUAGAGAUCAGUGUGUCCAUCUAUUUCUGUCAUCCCCCUUACUCUCCUGUGUUCUUCCCUGCAGUAAGUCUGUACUGGCACACCUGUUAGCCCCGCCCAUCUGCCCCACUGGCUCCUCCCAUGUGGGUACCAAGUACUGUUCUGUUUCACUCUUCUCCAUUUCAAUUGAUGGUGGUUAUAAUAAAGGAUUUAGGCUGUGUUUUAAAGGUUAUUUUCUUUGCUAUUCGUUUAUUAAAGUGUUUUUAUUGAAA